Messenger RNA from Closterium sp. NIES-65, 894 nucleotides. NCBI's taxonomy places the organism in Eukaryota, Viridiplantae, Streptophyta, Zygnematophyceae, Desmidiales, Closteriaceae. The record is from the annotation of a GenBank genome assembly.
AUGGGCGUCACCGACCUUCUGAAGUCCAAGGGUGGCGCGGUCGUCGAACGUGCUGCGGGGACCAACAGGGGGGCUGCUGCUGCUGGUGGACCACCCCCUGCGACCUCGGGGGUGGAAGCUGGUAAAGGCAAGGCCAGGGUCGAGGACGCCCCGCCAAUCACCACCUCCACCACCACCGCCAUCACCACCGUGAUUGUGCCCGCGUCAGGCAACACCGCCGCGGUCGCGCCAGGACAGCCUAGACGCAGCUCUAUCGCCCCUGCCAUCCCCCCCUCUGCAGAUGUGAAGGCGAAGAAUCAGGGCCGCAGUGGUUGUAAGCCUCCUGCAGCUGCGUACUACCACAUUUUCAAGGCCUACCACGACCUCUCCCGCCGCGGGUCCCCGAUCAGCAACGCGAUAGCUUGGGCAGCCACGGUGGGGAAGGAGGCUGCAGAUGAGGAGCGCGAUGUCACCGGCGCCCAAGCGGGCCUGUUCGCUGGUGCGGUCGCGUGCGCCAUCGCGAUGGUGUGGGAGACCAGCAACGGUCUCGAACUCGAGGCUAUCGCUAAUGCUGGAUACUCCACGGCGCAGCUUGCUGGCACGCCUGAAGAAACGGCCUGCGGUUACGCCACGAUCGUGACUGCGGUUUUCAAGUGGGCCAGGAAGGAGAAUGAUCGCAAGCAAGCCCCUGAGGUCACACCGAAGCAGAUUGCGGAGAAGAUUGAGACCGCGGUCGUGAACCGUCUUGGUGUGCGACUUGGAGACCCCACUUUAGUCGCUAUGGUCACGCACGAGGCAGUAGACGUGCUGAUGACCUGGUGCGACUGCAAGAUCGCGGCCAAGGUGAUGGAGGCCAACGGGCUCUACCUCUCUUUGCCGGAGAAGCGGCUGUUUGCGAAGAAGUGGUCCGCGUGA